GUCUUUCAUGAUACAGAGAAGUUUUUCCAGAUGAAGAAGGGUCAGUGUAAAGAUGCCCUGGAGAUCUAUAAGAAAUUCCUGACACGGAUGACCAGGGUUUCAGAGUUCCUCAAAAUCGCUGAGCAAGUGGGCAUCGACAAGAACGAUAUACCAGAGCUAACGCACCUUCCCGAGAGUCUGCUGGAGUCCCUAGAAACCCACCUCAACACACUGGAGGGAAAGAAAGUUGAUGACUCCCCAACCAAGAUGGUGUCUCCAACCAAUAACGGCUCGGUCACGGGCACUCCAGUGAAGACGCUGGACACUCCAGCGGCCGCUGCGGGCGGUGUCAGCCCCACCUCUGCCGGCCCUCCUGCCAGACCAAAGCCACCGGCCGCUGCUGCAGUUUCUGCUGCUGCUGCCGCCUCAGCCGCUACAGCCGCCACAGCCGCCACAUCCGCUGCCACUGCUGGUGGCUUGUCUAAUGACCUUGUGGACUUUGACCUCUUGGCACCAGGAGCGAGUUCAGGACCUCCCAUAUCCUCCUGGGGAGGCUCCCUGACUGCUCCUGCUGCCACUAGCUCCGCUGAGCCUGCAGCUGACUCCGCCUCUGACACAGCUGCUCCACCUACUACUGCCACCAAUGGCCAAUCAGAAGCCCCCGCAGCUGCCGCUGCUCCCGCCUCUGUGGCAGCCGCAGCCCUGCCUGUGCCUGCCCCCACCACCUCCAUCUCUGACAUGGAUCUGUUCGGAGCUGGCUGUGACCCAGCUGUGUGUGAUGACCUGUGGCUGCAGCAGUAA
Molecule: messenger RNA, 780 nt
Organism: Clupea harengus (Atlantic herring)
Lineage: Eukaryota; Metazoa; Chordata; Actinopteri; Clupeiformes; Clupeidae
Gene: snap91a
Product: clathrin coat assembly protein AP180-like
Exons: 9
Coding region: 31-780 (249 amino acids)
Biological process (GO): clathrin coat assembly; clathrin-dependent endocytosis; synaptic vesicle budding from presynaptic endocytic zone membrane
Cellular component (GO): clathrin-coated pit; synaptic vesicle; clathrin-coated vesicle
Molecular function (GO): SNARE binding; phosphatidylinositol-4,5-bisphosphate binding; clathrin heavy chain binding
Source: RefSeq, a predicted model, not a curated record